AGUAAAAGGAAAAGAAAACUAAUAUUUAUUAGUGCUAAGUUUGGUAUUUCUCUUUACCCAUGGAUAAAGUUGAUACAUUCCUAAGAUGGGCAGCUUUAUAGUAAAAGAAUACAAAGAAUGCAAUUUUAACUUUUUGGUAUUCUUUCACACCAGGCAAGGAAGAUACCUAAACCUCCCCCACCAUUUCGAAUUAAGAACCCAAGGUAGCUCUCUCGCCAAGCUCCCAAGUACCAAAUCAGAUAGAGCAUCAUAAACUUGAGAAACCUGGGCGAUUCUAGAAUGUUUUCUUCUGCAGGACUCUCUCCAUUUGUUCCCAAUGCCAAUGUCAAAGCUACUCAGAAGUGGAGGACGACGUACCAAUCUCUUGGUAUGGUGUGCUGCUAUCAUCUGCGCCAUCUUUGCCAUUGCAGUGAUAGUAACGGGAUUAGUUGUAUUCAUUGGCUACAUGAUCAUCGCACCAAGGGUUCCCUACAUCAGCGUCACCUAUGCCAAGCUGGACAGGCUAGACAGCUCCCAGGCAGAGAUACUGCAAAUCCAGAUGACCCUUGUCAUCAGAGCACAGAACGACAACGCCAAAGCCCAUGCCACCUACUCAGAUUUCAAUAUCUUACUCUCUUUCCAUGGAUUGGAAAUAGCGCAGCUAAGGAACAACCCUUUUGAUAUACCCAAGAACAGCUCUGCCGAUUUUGAAUAUGUUGCAGAGUCGACGCCAAUCCCACUAGACCCACAAGAGGAAGAAGAGGUCGGCCUGUCGCUGAGGCAGAAUAAGAUAACAUUCGACUUGAAAGGGAGUAUAAGGACUCGAUGGAAGGUAGGAGUACUUGGAUCUGUUAAGUUCUGGGGCCACUUAGAUUGCCAACUCCAGUUUUUCCUUAACAAUGGAAGCAGCAUAAACCCAGAUUGCACCACCAAGUCUCACUGAUUAUGUCAUUUCAUUCAAAUGUUCUAUUUUAUCUGCAAAUGUAAGCCAGAUUUAUUUAUUUUCCCCUUUCUUAUAUUAGUUCAUUUCAAUGUACUUGCUUCCAUCCAAUUUGAGAUUUGGGUUUAGGGAAGCAUAGUUCUAACAUUUAGUUGUAAAGAAGAGAAAAAUAGAGGAGAAUAAAAGACACCCUUUUUUUUUUU
Telopea speciosissima is the source of this 1122-nucleotide messenger RNA. RefSeq lists its product as uncharacterized. Bases 317 to 922 code for a protein of 201 amino acids. The transcript has a single exon. Gene Ontology annotation, cellular component: plasma membrane. NCBI's taxonomy places the organism in Eukaryota, Viridiplantae, Streptophyta, Magnoliopsida, Proteales, Proteaceae. The record is from RefSeq and is a predicted model, not a curated record.